GGCCUCGGCGGCGCCUGACGCGCAGGCCGCGGGACGGAGGAGGGCCGGCCAUGGAGCCGUCCCCCGGGCUGGCCAUCGUGCACGUGGACUUCCCGGAGGUGACCAGCGCCCUGCUGCAGAACCUGAACCAGCAGCGGGUGGAGGGCAAGCUGUGCGACAUCGCCAUCCACGUGCAGGGCCGCGUCUUCCGCGCCCACCGGGCCGUGCUGGCCGCCUCCUCGCCCUACUUCCACGACCAGGUGCUGCUCAAGAACAUGACGUCCAUCAUCCUGCCCAGCGUCAUGGACCCCGUGGCCUUCGAGACCGUGCUGGGCUCGGCCUACACGGGCAAGCUGAGCAUGGCGGCCGACGAGAUCGUCAACUACCUGACCGUGGGCAGCGUCCUGCAGAUGUGGCACAUCGUGGACCGGUGCACGGAGCUGCUCAAGGAGCGCCGGGGGGCCCUGCUGGGGCUGUCGGCCGCCGCCAGCUCCUCCCGGGGCCACUCCAGCCGCACCAGCGACAACCAGUCGCCCAGCAGCAGCAACUACUUCAGCCCCCGGGACUCGGGCGAGGGCCCCGAGCAGGGCAAGUUCAACCCGCGCGGCGCCCUGGCGGGCGAGGGCCCGGAGGACCGCGACGAGGAGGUGCUCUUCCAGGCCGAGAAGGGGCCCUCCCGCUGCCCGGACCCCUUCGCGGGGGGCAGCAAGUUCAUCCUGGAGACGGACGACGACGCCAGCGACAGCGGGGAGCCGGCCAGCAGCGAGGGCCGCCGGCCCGCCUACGUGCGCCCGAGCAUCAUGCCCCAGAAGCAGUGGGUCUUCGUCAAGAAGGAGCGCCCCCAGGAGGACCUGGUGCUGACCUGCGAGGAGGACGAGGACCCCGUGGAGGUGGCGGCCACGGCGGGGGGGGCAGCCCCCGAGGCCGCCCUGAGCAUCAUCGACGUGCGCACCCUGAGCAGCCCCGGCGGCGGCGGCGGCGGCAGGCUGGAGGAGCAGGUCAACUUCUGCGAGUCCUCGGAGGGCUUCUCCUCGCCCUACGAGGGGCUGGAGGAGGCCUCGCCGCUGCCCGGCCCCUUCCCGCCGCGCUCGCUCAUGCCCAUGGACAUGCAGGGCAACCAGAUCGUGAUCUUCCCGCCGCAGGCGCCCGUGGAGCACGGGGCGGUGCAACUGGCGGGCAGCUCGGGCGACGGCAACAAGAUCUUCAUGUGCCACUGCGGCAAGGCCUUCUCGCACAAGAGCAUGCGCGACCGGCACGUGAACAUGCACCUCAACCUGCGCCCCUUCGACUGCCCCGUCUGCAACAAGAAGUUCAAGAUGAAGCACCACCUCACGGAGCACAUGAAGACCCACACGGGCCUCAAGCCCUACGAGUGCGACGUCUGCGCCAAGAAGUUCAUGUGGCGCGACAGCUUCAUGCGCCACAAGGGCCACUGCGAGCGGCGCCACCGCCUGAGCGGCGAGGCGGGCGCCGGGGGCCUGGCGGGCGGCGCCGCGGCCGUGGCCCCGGGGGGCGUCAAGAAGGAGCCCUCGCCCUCCCGCGUCGGCGGGGACGCCGAGUGGGCGGCGGGGCCGUGUGGGGAGCCGCGGGAGGCCCAGGGCGGCCCCCCGCCCGGCAGGGACCCUUCCAAGCCGCCCUGGCCGCGGGGGACGGUCCACCACACCCCGCCGCUGGCCUGA
This is a messenger RNA of Varanus komodoensis (Komodo dragon), 1658 nucleotides long. It is a transcript of the gene ZBTB22, whose product is annotated as zinc finger and BTB domain containing 22. Lineage: Eukaryota; Metazoa; Chordata; Lepidosauria; Squamata; Varanidae. Gene Ontology annotation, biological process: regulation of transcription by RNA polymerase II. The record is from RefSeq and is a predicted model, not a curated record. The transcript is spliced from 2 exons. The coding region runs from base 51 to 1658 and encodes 535 amino acids. Gene Ontology annotation, molecular function: DNA-binding transcription factor activity, RNA polymerase II-specific; RNA polymerase II cis-regulatory region sequence-specific DNA binding; protein binding.